ACUACAACUCCCAGCAUUCAAAGCGGGAAGCCUUUGGAAGCGGUUCCUCGGCUCUCUCGGUCCAGGCUCGGACGCGGAGCCGCAUUUUUCCGCUCCUUUACAGCCGGAUAAGGCUUUUUGAAAUAACGAGCCGAACAGCGUCAUCAUGGGCAACGGCAUCAACAAGGUGCUGCCUGACCUGUAUUUGGGGAAUUUCAGAGAUGCAAGAGACCGGGAACAAUUAGCCAGACACAACAUCACACACAUCCUGUCGAUUCAUGACAGCGCAGCUCCGAUACUCCAGAAGCGCACACUUGGGCUGCUAUUGAUCAGUGGCCCGCUGACCGGUAACUGGUGGUACUUUGUCCCUCAGGAGAUGACCUAUCUCUGCAUUUCAGCUGCUGACCUGCCCUCACAAAACCUAACUCAGCACUUUAAACAAAGCAUAACGUUCAUGCACGAGUCCCGCCUGAAAGGAGAAGGCUGCCUCGUUCAUUGCUUGGCGGGCGUGUCCCGCAGCGUCACCCUGGUGCUGGCGUACAUCAUGACGGUCACGCGUCUGGGCUGGCAGGAGGCGCUGGCUGCAGUGCGGGUGGUCCGGCCCUGCGCCGGCCCCAACCUGGGCUUCCAGCGCCAACUCCAGGAGUUUGAGGCCACUCAAGCGGAUCAGUUCAGAGAAUGGCUACAGAAGGAAUACAAGGACAACUCCUUCAGUGAUGAGGCUGAUCUACGUGACUUGCUCGCUGCGGCGUCUAAAGUCAAUGGUGACUGGGUGGAAAAGCAGGAAUCUACCCCACCCGGAGACCUCUGAUCAGACCUUUCGAUGGAGAUAAUAAGAUGAUCCCGCCGAUCGACACCACGGCGCUCAGGACCCAUCUGGAGGUCUACGUUUCCUCCAGAGUGUGCUCCUGUCACGAUGUUUAUGCCCCCGAGUAUCAUGGACAUUAACACUGAAAGAGACAAUUGACACCUGAGGCAAAGAUGCCGCUUUAGCUUUGGUUGGUGUUUAUGCAGCUUUAUCUUUUCUUCAAAUGUAUGGAUGGAUGUUGUUGUUGUUGUUGUUGUUUUUUUUUGUACUGUGUCAUGAUGAUUUAAAACCACGUAGUUAAAUGAGUAAAGAAAAAGUGCUUUGUGAAAUCUUUGUCGACUUGACGGUGAUAAGAAAACACGUGCUGUGCCCUGUUUA
This is a messenger RNA of Gasterosteus aculeatus aculeatus (three-spined stickleback), 1165 nucleotides long. RefSeq names its product dual specificity phosphatase 22b (gene dusp22b). Gene Ontology annotation, molecular function: protein tyrosine phosphatase activity. Gene Ontology annotation, biological process: protein dephosphorylation; signal transduction. The record is from RefSeq and is a predicted model, not a curated record. NCBI's taxonomy places the organism in Eukaryota, Metazoa, Chordata, Actinopteri, Perciformes, Gasterosteidae. Gene Ontology annotation, cellular component: cytosol.